Messenger RNA from Aspergillus wentii DTO 134E9, 864 nucleotides. RefSeq lists its product as uncharacterized. The transcript is spliced from 3 exons. The record is from RefSeq and is a predicted model, not a curated record. Gene Ontology annotation, molecular function: oxidoreductase activity. The coding region runs from base 1 to 864 and encodes 287 amino acids. Lineage: Eukaryota; Fungi; Ascomycota; Eurotiomycetes; Eurotiales; Aspergillaceae.
AUGGCACCCCAACUCUGGCUAAUCACCGGCGCAUCCUCCGGCUUCGGUGCCCUCAUGGCAGAAAGUGCUCUCAAAGCCGGCCAUAAAGUUCUCGCAACAGCCCGCAGUCCUACCAAGGCAGCACAGGAUUAUCCCCAAAUCGCAGCAUUAGGCGGAAAGUGGCUCCAGUUGGACGUGACGAGCAAGAGCACAAAGGAGGUGGUUGAACAGGCCAUCGGAGAGAAUGGUGGUAAGAUUGAUGUUGUUAUUAACAAUGCGGGGUAUGGGCUGUUGGGGAGUAUUGAGGAUGUCAGUGAGGAUGAACUUGACAUCCAGUUCCAGACAAACAUCUACGGCGUGGUAAGAGUCAUCAAAGCCGUUCUUCCCUUAAUGCGAGCUCAACGCAGCGGCACCAUCGUCAACAUCAGCAGCAUUGCCGGAUUCACGGCCGGUCCUUCAUCUGCCGCAUAUUCCAUGUCCAAAUUUGCCGUGGAGGCCCUCUCUGAAUCACUCUCAGCAGAACUCAGCCCAUUCAACAUCCGGGUUCUGCUGGUCGAGCCCGGCGCAUUCCGGACCAACUUCAUCGGAUCGCAUAGACUGCCCGCGGCCGGAAUGACCAAGGAUUACGAAGGCACGCCUCUAGCUGCUGCUAUGGGGAUCUGGGAUACAUACGCUGGCAAGCAGCCUGGUGAUCCUGUCAAGGCCGUUGAACGAAUUCUGGAUGUCAUCCAGUUGCAGGGUGUUGGGGAGGGCAAGGGUCAUCUGUUGAGAUUGCCGCUUGGGACUGAUUGUUUCCCGCGGAUGGUGGCUAAAAUUGAUACUGUCAAGCAGAAUUUGGAGGAGGUUAGGGAGAUUGCUCUUAGUACGGCUGUUGAGUCUGAGUGA